UGCUAAAUCUCGUAUUCAUAUUCCUACGUCAUACUUCGUCACCUCUUAGACAGGGCCUACGUCACCUCCCGACGAGCACGCCGCACUCCUCCGCAGCCCCCGCUCGCACUCCUCCGCCGCCCACGCCGCACUCCGCCGCCGCUCCUCCGCUAUCUCGCCGCUUCGCUGCCUUCCGCCCGCACUCCGCCGCCGCAGUCGCCACACCCGUCGCAACCUAAAAAAACAGCUACUCCCCUCACCGCCGCUGCGACCCUCCUCCUUCUACUGCCGCAGCGCGCAUCGCAACUCCCUCCCCCCGAUUUCUCGUCUCCACCACAGCCGUGCGCCUGCGCCCUCCCGCCGCCCGUGCUCUCCACCUUGUGAACCCUAUGCCUCGUCGGAAGCUUCGCGAUUCACCCUUGCCGCGACCCGGUUUCGCCAAGAAACCUAAGAAUCUUGCCGAUGCCGACCCCGGUCAUGCCCGUGCCUUCGACCGCUGCCGCGAGCUGCUGGACCAGCUGCUGCAGCACGAUGACGCGUGGGUGUUCGACAAGCCCGUUGAUGUGUAUGAGCUCGGCAUCAGCGACUAUUAUACCAUGAUUCCCGAUCCCAUGGAUCUCGGCACCGUCAGCAGCCGCCUCAAUCGCCUUCGCUACGCAGAUCCACGCGCAUUCGCCGAGGAUGUACGGCUGACCUUUCGCAAUGCCAUGACUUUCAAUGACGAGGAUGAUGCUGUGUAUAAGAGCGCGGCCGAGCUCUCUCGCAUAUUUGAGUCGGGGUGGGCAUCCAUCCUUGUGGAGCUCACACCACCGCAACUGGAGCGUAAUAAGAAGCUCAAGGAGGAGAUGACGCGGCUGCCGGCAAGCUGGCAGGGGAAAGCGGUCGCUAUUAUGAAGGAGAUAGGGGGAUGCCUUCAGGAGGUGAACAGGUGGACUGAGGUAGAUUUUGACAAGGCGGACGAAGCAACUCUUGACAAGCUUGAGCAGCUGGUUGCUUACGCCACUGAAACAGCGGCCGUCAGCGCAAAAUGAUGGAAUCAGAAGAUGUUCUGCAUGAUUUUACCUCAACUGCCUCGUGUUUGAUGGAGUUCCCUGCUCUGCCCGCUAUCAGUUGUGUAUCUGUUUCAGAAUAUUGCUGGUUUCGACAUGACAUCCUUUCUUUGCGAAUGAAUCAACAUCAAAGAUGGCAUAGCUAUGGUUAAACUAUAUCACCUGACUGUGAGUGUGGUUGUAACAUUUGGUGUUUGUGUUGAUGGAGGUUACUCUGUUCGUUGCCAUGUUGAAAUUUCCUGCCGUCAAUUGCACUUGAUUAGGUUGCUCGGAUUUGGCAAUGUUGAUUCUUCUUCACUGUCUCUCAAGAGAGGUGGAUAACGAACAAGCCUUGACAUCAUUAAGUAUUUGAAUAUUUAGGGUCAA
Messenger RNA from Brachypodium distachyon (stiff brome), 1394 nucleotides. RefSeq names its product transcription factor GTE4. The transcript is spliced from 2 exons. The record is from RefSeq and is a predicted model, not a curated record. NCBI's taxonomy places the organism in Eukaryota, Viridiplantae, Streptophyta, Magnoliopsida, Poales, Poaceae. Bases 369 to 1010 code for a protein of 213 amino acids. Gene Ontology annotation, molecular function: protein binding.